CGAUACACAAGGUUCAGGGUAUGACGAGGACAUCAGCUGUAGUGUCACUGAAACACAUUUUUGAACCUGGCAUGGCUUACGUAGCGAUCAGUAGAGUGACCUCUCUCAGUGGACUGCACAUGCUGGAUCUGGAUGAGAGUAAAAUCUAUGCCAACCCAGAAAUCACUGGAGCCCUCGAGACCAUGAGACAAGUCAACUUGGACGACGUGAUGCCUCUUCUUCGUAUCAAAGAGACCUCGAGCAGACACGACACUCUGACCAUUGUUCACCAUAACACUGAAGGUUUGCCAUCGCACAUCAUUGACAUCAGGAGCCAUCAUGAACUGUGUCUUGCAGAUGUUUUGUGUCUCACAGAAACUCACCUUCAAGGCUCCUUUGUUGCACAGAGUCUCCAUUUAGAGGGCUACAACAUGUUCAAACGCAACAGACACCUGUCCUACACAAAUGUUCCACAAAUAGCCAACAGAGGUGGUGGUGGAGUUGCUGUUUAUGUGAAAAGCCACAUUCAGGUGCGUGAGAAACAGUACGUACAUAAUGUGACCGAUCUUGAGUUUGUGGCUCUGAAGGUAGAAGCCCCAGUGAGAGCCCUGAUUGCAGCUGUGUACAGACCUCCAGACUACAGUGUGAGAUCAUUCCUGUCCAACCUGGGGAGCCUGCUGGACUCAUUGGAGAUCAUGGACUGUCAGCCCAUCAUUGUCUGUGGUGAUUUCAACGAGAAUCUCUUCUCCAACACUGAGGAGGGGGAUCCGCCAUACAGCCGUUUCCAUCUUUCCACCACAGCAGGGCCUCCACUCUGGUACAGUAAAAAACAUGUCACUUGUCACAAUCAUGUUUUCUGUCUACAUUCCUCCAACAGGUCUUAAAAUUGUCAGGUAAGACCAAAAUCUACUGAGAAUCGUGUACUUUUUUUUUAACAAUACCACAUUGUUGUUAGUCUGGGAUUAUGUUAUCGUCAAUGUAAAGAAAACUGAAUCAUCUGGUCAAACUAGUUGUUGCACUGUAAUAAGAUUGUAGAAUGGGCUAAUUUUAAGUGUUCACAAUAUUGGAUAAUAUUAUGGGUCAUAUAGUUUUCCUGGUAACCAUGUUUUUUUCUAGCAAUAUUUCUAACACACUUUGGCCUGUGCAUUUAUCAGGGUGGGUUUGGUUUAGGGUUGAUAAAUGCACAGGCCAAAACUCUUUCAGCAGCUGUGUACAAUGUAAAAUGCAUUGUACAUAGCUGCUGACAUUUAGUGUAGCAGACGCACAUCAGAAAGUAUGUGUUCUAGGUGUAACACAUACUUUCUGAUGUACCUACCAGCUGAAACCCCACACUUCCAUCCCUAUUAAUUUCAUUUUAAUUAUCCUGUGUUCUCUGUAGUGUUAA
Gasterosteus aculeatus aculeatus (three-spined stickleback) is the source of this 1363-nucleotide messenger RNA. The record is from RefSeq and is a predicted model, not a curated record. Lineage: Eukaryota; Metazoa; Chordata; Actinopteri; Perciformes; Gasterosteidae.